UCCAUAUUGUCCUAACAUGUGAUGCGUCAACACUGAGGGAACCGAUGGUGCGGUUACGUAAAGCAUAAAUGAUUAAAUAAAUUAAGUAAAUAAAUAAAACACAGCCAAGAAGUGUUCGUCAGGUGUUGGUCUGAUCUCUGAAGUCGAAGUGGUUUGGUUGUAUAUCCGGGUGGCAGUGCAAUGCACGGGGGAAAUCCAUCUCGACGGCGACAGCACAGUGUGAAAGCGUAGUGGGUCACAACCAAAGAGUGAAUCAAGCGCUCGCGGAGGGAUUAAACACACAACCUUCUCCACUCAGGCUCAGGAUCUGCAUGGAAGAUUGUAAUGACACAUGCACGGCAGAGGAACUCUCUACGUAGAUAUCGAAGCGACUCCAAGGAGCAGGUGAACUGCCGGAUACAUGCCGAAAUCAUGGGCAGGACCUGGCCAGAGUGCCCAAUGCUAGAAAAGAAGAUUAAAAGGCAUGCCUAUAAAAGAGGAAGAGAUAAGGAAAUAAAGCAACAAAGUGCAGAUAGUGACCGGAAGCUUUAUCCCCUCAGAGGACGGCAGGGAAUGAGCGACGUGGGUUCCUUAAACUGCUGUGUUCUACUGACUCGCUUAGAAGAAGGAGGAACUUGUAAGGGCAGCAUGAAAGCUGUGACCAAGAACAAAGGGAAAAGAAACAUGAAGGUAAAGAAGGGAAGGACCAAACCCUGCAAGUGUCGGAAGAAGGGCUGCAAAGCAUGCCAGCCAAUGCCUGGACCAAAAAGCAACCCCAAACCUGACAAAACUGCCUUAUACUUGGAACUUCUAGAACCUCGAAAGCGACGUUUGGCCUCUCUUAAUGCAGAAGCAGUCAACAGCCUGUUGUUGUUCAGAGAGGACUCUCAAAUGUCCAAAAAACAGCAGAAUUCACAAAAAGGUGAUGGUGAACUCCCAAAAGGAGAACUUGACAGUUCAAGAAAAGGACUAGAAGGCCAAAAACGUACACGUACAGGAGAAGGAGACGAGGGUACAAAUCCUAAAAAAACCAAGAAGGCAAAGACAGUGUCUGAACAUCUGGACCAGCUGAAUCUAAACAGUCCAGCCCCAAGACGUCUCGCGGGUUUAAAUGCGGCUGCCCUUCUGAAGUUAACUAGCACAUCAUCUGGAGCUAAACGGCGAGCUAAAACGGACACCAAGCCAGGCAGUGGAGGAGCACGAACAAAACAACUGCAGGGAAAGGUAAAAAAACACCACUGCCCACCAUGCCUGUCCAAGCCGCCAGUAUCUCAGCAGUGCUGCAGUCUCUGCAAGAAGGAGGCUCUGAAGACUGACGCUUUGUGGGAGGGCACUUCUGGGGGCCAUGACUUCAUCAAACCUGGAUACCAAUGCAGGUCCAUGCUGAGCUACUCGUUGAAGCCUGUGAAAGAGGAGAGAACGGAGACUGAUGUGAAUUCAUGCUAUUGCUGUUCCCAGGAGAGAUCAGUGGAAUAUUGUCACCGAUUAGCCCUGUUCCUUGGGCAGAAGGCGUAUCCUGAAUCAGAACAGCAUUCAUUGCCAUCUGUUAAAGGAUUCCUUCCUUCCCCUCACACGCUAACCCAUCCAGCCUUGACACUAGGCGCUCAUUCUUACCCUUGCUACCCUGGUUACUAUGUCCACAUUGCCCAUCAUGGGACAUCCUCACUCCCUGUAAGUACAAGUCCUGGACCCCGUGCACCGCCGUCUGUACCUCCUAUUACACUGUGUCCCACUGGGGUCCAGAGACCCAAACUACUGCCCUCUCCAGUGUCUCACCCUUCAGGAAUUCCUCAUCCAGUGUACUGCAGCUCAGUGGGGACGUGUUAUGGAGAACCAUGUCGGAUCAGCGGCUGUGCCUACAGACACACUCAACCCAUUGCUAACAGGGGCUGCUCAUUCAGCGCCGGAUGCUCCAGCUGCAGCCACAAAAUCAAGAUGGAGGACUACCCCUACCCACUGGACAAGCACAGCCCCUCUAUUUCCAUGCCUCCCUCCUUGCCCUUGUCUGUAUGCCCCAUCCCCAGCGUGCCUGCUGCCACUCAGCCCAUGCCCCACCUGCAGUCUCCUCUGCCGGACACUGGGCAUCCUCAGGUCCAGUUACACGUAGGCCGAGAGUGCCCGCAGAGUGCCAAGCCGCCCAGCAGCUCACGCUCUGCGAUACGGGACACAGCUGUCUGCCCCCAUGUGAAGGAGGGCCAGCUGGGAGCCAGCCACAGCAGUCCAAGCACCAAACAGGCCAAGAUUAGUCGGCGGCGGGCCACCAACGGCUGGCUGCCUGUGGGCACAGCUGCUGAAAAGGAGGUAUUCAUAGUGGGCGAGGAGUCACCAGCACUGCGCAGGUGUUAUGAAGGAGUGCAGAGAGACGGAGAAGUAAUCAGGGUGCGAGACACUGUGCUGCUGCGUUCUGGCCCCCGGAAGAAGUCCCUCCCCUAUGUGGCUAAAGUCUCUGCCUUCUGGGAGGACCCUGAGUCAGGGGAGCUGAUGAUGAGCCUGUUUUGGUACUACCGUCCAGAGCACACUCAGGGGGGCCGCAAUCCCAGCAUGCACUGUGAGAAUGAGAUUUUUGCAUCCCGGCAUCAGGACGAGAACAGUGUCGCGUGCAUUGAGGAUAAGUGCUACGUCUUGACACUAGCACAAUAUUGCAGAUUUUGUGCCUUGGUGAAGCGUCGUGAGGAGGCUCGUCCCAAAAGUGCCCCCCUGGUCCCUCCGGCUCACAACUACGCCAUUCCAGCUCAUCGCAGUGUCCCUGCUGACAUCAACCCUGACCUGGUGUUUGUCUGUCGCCAUGUUUACGACUUCCGCUACGGCCGCCUUCUGAAGAACCUGCAGUAGUGGUAGUAGUAAAAACGUUUGCGAUCAUGGAGCCAUACACUGAAAACCAGAGUCCAUAAGGCUUAGACACAAUCAAUAUCCUAAUCAAAGGAAUUCCUGAAAGGCCACAGGACUGUCAAAAGUGAGGCUGCUCUUUCCAGACUCCAUACUUGUACAAGCGGAAACAAAUUUAGUUUGGUGGGUUUUUUUUUUUUUUUGCAUAAUGCUAUUUUGAGCACAACUUGGGACAGAUCUGACGGCCAAUAUGUGAUCUGUAACUCCAUGAAACUGCUUCUCUAUAUAUUUAUUUGGCUUGUCAAUAGUUCUAUUUUAUACUUGCUGGAUUUGUGUGUGGAAGAAAAAUAUUAAAGUCGCAGGUACAUUAGGGGUACCUUAAAUGAUGAAUUAGACUAUAAAUAUGCCCGUAUUGGCUGUAUAGUUAUUUAUUUAUAGAUAUAUGGUGGAAAUAUUUAUUUUUAGAGCAAUUAAAAAUGAGUUCCCUAGUUAAGAAGACAAGCCCAAGAGUACUUGUUCUUCCCCAAAUCAACUCUUUUUAACCAAUCAUUUCCCAAUUUGUCAUACCACGCAGGACCAUAAAUGUAUUCUGGUGGACCAAAUACCCCAGAGUUGGCUAAUUUUGCGAUUGAUCGACCAGUUAGACUGAGAUUUCUUUCACGAACUCUCAUCCUACUAUAGCUCGUGAGGACUUGCCUUACACCUUAGAAAGAGAGCGUUCCGCCUCCUCUCCUCACAUCCUGCCUUCCCAGCAAACCAAAGCUUUCACACGGCGCCACUACAUACGGUAAGAGCCCCCUCCCUCUGGCCAUCAUAAGUUUGCACUAAUCUAUCAUUCAGCGAAUCAGGAGUUUGAUUCAGUCUGAAACUUUCACCUGCUACUGACUUUUAAACGGAGGAAAAAUACUGUGUAUUUGUUGUACGUGUAAAUACAGAACAGAGAGAAUUAAUGUCUCCGAUUCUACAAACCGAGGAAGGUAACCUGUUCCAUUUCCAAGCGUGUGAAUAGAAAAGUAUUGCCUUGCGCACACACUCUUCUGCUUUCAGUAUGUGCCAUUGGUUCCCCCUCCCCCCCGGCGUUACCUUUAGAUACGCUUGUUUCAUAUAUGAGAUCACUAUGAAAAAGCUAUUUCAUAUGAUCUUUUUUGUGCCUUUUAAUAGUAAUCGGUAGUCCGCUAUGAAAAGAAUCAAUAGGAGGUUUUCGUCCUCCCGUCCGUGGCUCUUAUGCUUCCUGUACCCAGCUCGGUUAGUAUCAUGCAGCAGUUUGUGCUAAAAAGCCAUUCCUUAUGAGUCUCAUUGCACUAUAGUGACCCUCGCUCGCUCCUGCUGAGAUAGAAAAGAAAAAGGGAAAAAAUUGACCUCAAGGUCAAUUCAGGAAUAAUAGAGAGGCCAGAAAAAUACAAGCUGCAACAUUUUCCAGGCAGCACCUGGGUGCAUUGGAUCACUGAACUGAAACGAGCCCUUCCAUUUUUGUGAAGAGGAAAGCAUGAUAGAAGACUGUGUCAUUUUCUUGUACUGAAUCAAGUAACUGCAAAAGUUUGACAAAGCGUGAUUUUCCUGCUGUUAGGAAAAGGCUGCUAAGGCUUUUUUUUUGAUCAAUCCGCUCCACUCCAUCACUGCAGAGUAUAAGGCAGCCGAAACCGAGAGUAAGAGUUUUUUGUUUGGUUGGGGUUUUUCCCCCCCAAAAAGACACACGCCUUUUUCCUUCUCAUGUAAAGCCUUGAUGCAGUGAACGAGCAUCUACUUGUUAUGGUUUCAUUCAUAAGACAAGUGUGCUUCAGUGCAAAAACGUACACCAAGUUUUUCAUUAACUAUCCAUUCCUCUUACUAAUUAAAAAAAAAAUAAAACCCUGAGUGUAUAUCAGUCACACGUGUAUUGUUGUGAUAGCUAGAAAUGUGAUUUCUGUACUAGUUUAGAAUGCAGAUGACUCCAGUCAAUGCAGAAGAUACCCAUGUUUGACAGUAUUGGCCAAAAUGUACAGCAUGACAGAAUGCAUAUCACUUCCUUUCAGUUUUUCAUCCAUCGUUUCUUUGUCGUGAGAUUUUUUUUUUUCCUUUUAUUCUUCUUCUUCAGAGAAACAGCAACUGGGCGAUAAAAUGUUUUUGUGUAGGAGCACAACUGACAGAUCCUGUUGGUUUGGAAGAUAAGUUUAUAGUGCUGUUCGAGAUGAAGGGAUCAUUGAAUGAAGUCUUUUGUAUAGUGUGUGUGUGUGUGUGUACAGUCCCCACAAUCUACACAGCGCUUUCUGAAUCUUGGUUCUGCUGUCUUGUUUUCAGUUGCGUUACAGCCAUAUUUUCUUGAUACACAGUGUUUAUGACAAUGUUUUAAUUUUUAUUACGGUUAGCUAAGAAGGUACUAGUGUUCAUUUAAAAUUAUGACUAGGCGGGAAAGACUUUAGUACGAUUAAAACAGCUUUUCAUAUCCAAAUAUGACUGUAUGGAGAUAUGACGAAUAGUUUGCAGAAACUACAGACACACAAAAAUUGUAAAAGGAAAAAAAAAUGCUCUGUAUGGGAACACUAGAGAUUAAUGAUGCACACGAGGUGCUGCUGUUGUACAUUCUGUUGACCUUUUGCUCAUUGCCCUUUAUGUAAUGACCAAUCAUGACCUGGCAUUCGGUGUCCACACACUAAUAAUUUGGCUUCAGGUUCAUCACAGCACUAUAAUAUUUAAAACUGUUAGAAAUAAGUCAUUUUAUACAAUCUAGCAUCAUUCGAGCAUUCCAAUAUUUCACCUUCUAUACUGAUGCACAGAACAGGCUUUUCAUAGAAAAUUUCCAUUUUUACUUUCCAUGACGUCACUGUAAACAUUAUUUUAAAGUCUUACAUACGUAGCAAGUACUGAGUAUUUUUGCUCUUCCUUCAGCAUUGUGAAACUUGUCAUUGCUUUAGUAGAAAGUUCUGGAUGGAAAAAGUAAAGAGUUGUGCGCCAAAACGGGCUUAGAGGAAGUGGGAGGUUAAUUCCAAGAUGUACAAAACUCACCAAGCGCUUUGCUCCUUCGGUGAUGUGAGUGUGUGGGUGUAUGUGUGUAUACAGAUAUAUAUUUCAAUGCAGCAUGGAAGUACUGGGCAUUCUUGGAAACUAGUCCUAGCACAGCGCAUUUGUAUUAUUUAAGAUUAAAAAAAAAUGUAUAAGAGGAAAAUAUUUAAAUGGAAUAAAUAAUAUAUGAGUUUCA
Neoarius graeffei (lesser salmon catfish) is the source of this 5980-nucleotide messenger RNA. RefSeq names its product bromo adjacent homology domain containing 1 (gene bahd1). Gene Ontology annotation, molecular function: chromatin binding. Bases 325 to 2811 code for a protein of 828 amino acids. The transcript has 7 exons. The record is from RefSeq and is a predicted model, not a curated record. NCBI's taxonomy places the organism in Eukaryota, Metazoa, Chordata, Actinopteri, Siluriformes, Ariidae.